AUCCAGCACCAAGUCAGUCUUCUCGUAACUGCGACGAGCUGCAAAUAUCUCUGCAUGAUGGAACUACCAAGAGUUGUAUUCAUCAGUAUUGUGUUCUUGUGUGGUGUCAGAGACGCACAUGCUGAUACCAAUUUGACCGACUUGACUGGACAAGUGAGAGUCCUGAGCGCAACUAUCCAAGCAUGGAAAGGAAGAGUUGUUAAUAUUAAGACUGAUAUGAAACAGCACUUUAAGAGGUGGGAGUCAUCACUGAAAAAUCAACUGACUGACACGUUCGUUCCUGCCCUGAUAAAGCCUCUAGUGGAGCAAGCGAACAGACUGAGAGUCAGUGUUCAUUACACAAAAACACAACUUCGGACAGUAACACAACAGUUCAGACGUGUAGAAAGGGAAAGAGACAGUUACAAAGAAAGUAUUUUUAAGCUUCGUAGCGAGGUGAACACAGACAUCCACAGUUUACAGCUGCAGCUGAAUGAGACGAAAGCUGGUCUUCGUGAUGCAAACAUGGUGAACAGUGUUCUUCAGGAAGAUUUAAUUACACUAAAUACAAGCUGUGUGAAGAGAGAAGAGAUAGAAGCGCGCUCCAAUGAUGAACAGUCAUACAGGAAGGGAUUGCAGGAAAUGCAGCAAAAGUUAAAAACUGACAUUCAGAGUUUAAACAUUCAACAAAAUCAGACCAUUGAUGACCUACAUGAUUCAAAUCAAGUAAUCACUGGUCUUACAGAGGACAUGGUGACACUGAAUACAAGCUGUGUGAAGAGAGAAGAGAUAGAAGCGCACACCCAUGAUGAACAGUCAUACAGGAAGGGAUUGCAGGAAAUGCAGCAAAAGUUAAAAACUGACAUUCAGAGUUUAAACAUUCAACAAAAUCAGACCAUUGAUGACCUACAUGAUUCAAAUCAAGUAAUCACUGGUCUUACAGAGGACAUGGUGACACUGAAUACAAGCUGUGUGAAGAGAGAAGAGAUAGAAGCGCACACCCAUGAUGAACAGUCAUACAGGAAGGGAUUGCAGGAAAUGCAGCAAAAGUUAAAAACUGACAUUCAGAGUUUAAACAUUCAACAGAAUCAGACCAUUGAUGACCUACAUGAUUCAAAUCAAGUAAUCACUGGUCUUACAGAGGACAUGGUGACACUGAAUACAAGCUGUGUGAAGAGAGAAGAGAUAGAAGCGCACACCCAUGAUGAACAGUCAUACAGGAAGGGAUUGCAGGAAAUGCAGCAAAAGUUAAAAACUGACAUUCAGAGUUUAAACAUUCAACAGAAUCAGACCAUUGAUGACCUACAUGAUUCAAAUCAAGUAAUCACUGGUCUUACAGAGGACAUGGUGACACUGAAUACAAGCUGUGUGAAGAGAGAAGAGAUAGAAGCGCACACCCAUGAUGAACAGUCAUACAGGAAGGGAUUGCAGGAAAUGCAGCAAAAGUUAAAAACUGACAUUCAGAGUUUAAACAUUCAACAAAAUCAGACCAUUGAUGACCUACAUGAUUCAAAUCAAGUAAUCACUGGUCUUACAGAGGACAUGGUGACACUGAAUACAAGCUGUGUGAAGAGAGAAGAGAUAGAAGCGCACACCCAUGAUGAACAGUCAUACAGGAAGGGAUUGCAGGAAAUGCAGCAAAAGUUAAAAACUGACAUUCAGAGUUUAAACAUUCAACAAAAUCAGACCAUUGAUGACCUACAUGAUUCAAAUCAAGUAAUCACUGGUCUUACAGAGGACAUGGUGACACUGAAUACAAGCUGUGUGAAGAGAGAAGAGAUAGAAGCGCACACCCAUGAUGAACAGUCAUACAGGAAGGGAGCCUCGAGCGACUCGAGUCAGGGAGAAAGGGCUGCACAGAUGACGACAGUGACGACCCAUGCCUCGAGCGACCCGAGUCGGACCACGAGGACACCAGUGACGACCACAAAAAAGCCUGCUACACAGGCGACUCCAUCACCAGCAGACUGCGAGGACCUCUAUGACGCCAGCGAAGCCGGGAACCUGGAGGAGGUGAAGCGGAUCCUGUCUCAGGGCGUGGACGUCAAUUGUAGGUGGGGAGGGUGGAGCGAGACACCGGUGAUGGAGGCAGCAUACAGGGGACACAGAGACGUGGUGGAGCUCCUGGUGAGUGAAGGGGCCGAUGUGUCACUGGUGGACAGGGACGGUUACAACACCCUUCACUACGCCAGUUAUGGAGGACACUUGGAGACGGUGAAGUUUGUGCUGUCUCUGCACGUGGUGGACAUCGACGCCAGGGACAACUACGGGCAGACGGCGGCCGACCUGGCGAGAUCCGGGGGACAUACGCGAGUGUUGGAUCUCCUCGUGUCCCGCGGCGCUCAGUGACGUCAGUGUCGUGUUUGUGUGGACGGUGGGGGGAGACCUGACAGUGACGUGGUGUGCCGUUCACGUCGUCGUGUGUACAUAUGUCUUUAUUUACGUGAAACUGUUUGUUGUUUUUGGAGAUGAAUAAAACUUGUAAAAACUU
This is a messenger RNA of Haliotis rufescens (red abalone), 2470 nucleotides long. RefSeq names its product cytadherence high molecular weight protein 2-like. The transcript is spliced from 4 exons. Gene Ontology annotation, molecular function: protein binding. Gene Ontology annotation, cellular component: nucleus; cytoplasm. Bases 55 to 2328 code for a protein of 757 amino acids. The record is from RefSeq and is a predicted model, not a curated record. Lineage: Eukaryota; Metazoa; Mollusca; Gastropoda; Lepetellida; Haliotidae.